This is a messenger RNA of Ooceraea biroi (clonal raider ant), 651 nucleotides long. RefSeq lists its product as uncharacterized. The record is from RefSeq and is a predicted model, not a curated record. NCBI's taxonomy places the organism in Eukaryota, Metazoa, Arthropoda, Insecta, Hymenoptera, Formicidae.
AAGUAAGUUGUGACACGUAUAACUUAUAAAUUGAUUUAUGUUAAACUUAUUAUGAAAAACUACUACUUUGAACUGGCAACAAUGCUAUUUUCUGGUCAUAGUACCCCGGACACACAAUUACACAGACGAUAAAAAGAAAAAGUAUUAAUAAUUUACACGAAAUAAAGGAUGCGUUUAGAACAAUCACAUUUCUCCUCGCAGUUUUCCUCGUUUCUAAGGAAACGAGUAAUAACUCGUACUUUGAGGUGUCGAUAUCCAGUUGUGUACUGGAUUACGACAUAUAGUCGUAAUAGUUAAAUCUCGAUACAACAUUGAUAUGCAAUUAUGAGCCAAGCAUCCAAGGACAUAACGUACACAAGCGCGGUUGAACAUCAUGUAAUGGAUAUCCUGAAUCCUACGUUGCAGCAUCACGAUUUCUUACAAAGUUACGUGCGGACGCGCGUGGAAGUGGGUUCUGAUUCGAAACAGGAUCCCGUAGAACCUGAAGGGCUAGCGCAUCCAAGCAAUGACGAUCGUAAUGACAAUGACAGUCGUGACGUUCAUAAUAAACGGGAGAAGAAAGAAAAGCUCGAUCCUACCACUAUCGAGUCUGAAAUGAGAAUUCAAAAGUCAAAAAGAAAAUGACGCCAACGUGACAACGGCAGUUGCCGG